This is a messenger RNA of Mixia osmundae IAM 14324, 2182 nucleotides long. RefSeq lists its product as uncharacterized. Gene Ontology annotation, biological process: mRNA splicing, via spliceosome. Gene Ontology annotation, cellular component: U2-type spliceosomal complex; catalytic step 2 spliceosome; U2 snRNP. The coding region runs from base 291 to 2138 and encodes 615 amino acids. The record is from RefSeq and is a predicted model, not a curated record. The transcript is spliced from 6 exons. NCBI's taxonomy places the organism in Eukaryota, Fungi, Basidiomycota, Mixiomycetes, Mixiales, Mixiaceae.
CUGGUGGGCACUUUGACGAUGCCAGAUUUGCCGGUGGUCGUAGGCAGCUGCUCAUCGUCUGACGAGUCAGAGUCCGACGCCGCUUGUGCCUUGAGCUGUCGUUCUCGCUCCUCGUUGAUCUUGAGGGCCUCGGUAUCGUCUGUGAGCUCUUGUAUGCUCAUCUUUGACGGCUCCUUUCCUCCUCGAGCAGCGACAGUCCUCGAUGAUGUGGCGCCGCGCCUGCUUCGACUGAUAUAUAAAGGGAUUUCGUGUCAGCCAGGGCGAGCUUGGAUCGGCUUGUCAGGUCGAGUAUGGCCCAGGUGAACGGUCAUGCGACGACGGCAGAGAAGCUGGGCGUCAAGACAUCGGGACUGUCCAAGUCACAGCUCCGCAAACUGAAAGCAAAGACCAAGAAGUCGACGACGACGGCUUCCACGAGCACUCCCUCCUCUGAUAUCCCCCCACUCGAGCCAGGCACGACACUCAACGGUCACUCGGACAUCAUCAAGCAGGAAGAUCAUGCUCCCGUUGCGAGUACGAGCGAGAGGAUGGCUGCACCUGCACCGGCGAGGAGACAGAGAGCUGUCGAGUUGAUGGGUCAUAUCGAGCAAGCCGACGAUGUCAAGCCUGAGCAGCUCGGAGGUGAUCCUGCCCUGGCAGACGAGUUCAAGAACGUCUUUGCUCGCUUCGAAGCCGGUCCGGAGACCAAGGACGAGGAGGGCGAAUAUCCCGUGGGCAAGGGAGAGAUCAUCUACUCUGACGACGACGAUGUGUCGGACGAUGGCGAUGGCGAGACGCCCAAAGUGCUCAGCAAACGCAAACAACGCAAACUUGCCCGUCUCUCGGUAGCAGAACUGAAGCGACUCGUCAAACGCCCAGAAGUCGUCGAAUGGGCAGACGUGACGGCCAACGACCCCAACAUGCUCGUCCAGCUUAAGUCCUACCGCAACGCUAUACCUGUUCCUGCUCAUUGGUCCGCCAAAAGCGCCUACCUGCAAGGCAAGAAGGGAAUCGAGAAAGCCCCCUUCAUGUUGCCCUCGUUCAUUGCGGACACCGGGAUUGCCACCCAGCGCGAUGCGAUAAAGGAGAAAGAAUCGAACCAAUCGCUCAAGCAGAAGCAGCGGGAGCGUGUGCAACCAAAGAUGGGCAAGAUCGACAUUGACUACCAGAAGCUACACGAUGCUUUCUUCCGCUAUCAGACAAAACCGCCCAUGACAAACUUUGGCGAGGUAUACUACGAAGGCAAAGAAUUCGAGACCAAGCUCAGGGAGAAACGACCGGGCGAUCUGUCGGACGAGCUGAAAGACGCACUAUCUAUACCACCCCUCGCGCCGCCACCGUGGCUCAUCAGCAUGCAGCGUUUUGGGCCCCCGGCGAGCUAUCCCAGUCUGAAGAUUCCAGGCCUCAAUGCGCCCAUACCCGAUGGAGCCCAAUGGGGAUUCCAUCCGGGUGGCUGGGGCAAACCGCCAACGGAUGAAUACAACCGACCGCUGUAUGGCGAUGUCUAUGGACCUGCCGCUCAAGCUGGUGAUGCCUAUGAAGCCGUUAUCGACAAAUCGCUGUGGGGCGAGAUGGAACCCGAAGAGGAGGAAUCAGAUGUCGAGGAAGAGGAGGAAGCAGACGAAGCAGACGACCAACAAUCCGCGCCCGCCGAUGGCUUGCAAACGCCCUCGGGACUCGAAACUCCCUCUGGCUUUGCGUCUGUGGCCUCUACCAUUCCGGGAGGCUUGGAAACGCCAGACUUUAUCGAGUUGCGCAAACAGAGAGAUACGACUGCUGCGACCGAUGACGGUCAACCGAGGAAUCUUUACCAGGUCGUACCCGAACAGCAGGCCUCCGUCAGGGGUUUCCUGGGCAGCGAUAGGACGUACGAUGUUCGCGGGUUCGUUGGCGAUGCGCCUGUCCUCGGUCAGGAAGACCGUCAGUCAAAGCGCAAAGCCGGCGGUGUCGAUGUUGCGAUCGAUCCCGCCCAAUUGGAAGGCAUGUCAGAAGCAGAACUGCGACAACAGUAUGAAGCUUCUCGGAGGGGAUCAGGCGGUCAGGGUGGCCGCGAAGACUUUGGUAGCUUCGUCGCCGAAGAAGCUGCCAAGCGGCGUAAAAGAGAUGAGGCAAAGAGGGGAGGCAGCUCAGGACGGGAUCGAGACAGGUUCAAGUUCUAGUGAUGUUGUUAUGCAGCUGGGCGUAUGCAAGUCUCUACAAGCCC